AUGGAUAUCAUUGCUAGGUGUAAAGUGUACCCAUUGGGCAAAUACAUAACCCCGGCACAGAGGUCGUUGGACCUGCCACCAGCGGGGCACACCAUCACGAACGGGAAACCACACUCGACACACAGCAGGGUACACAUCAUCGUGAAGGAUAUCCGACACGGGCAAAUCAUACAGGACAUUCUGACACAGUCAGCGGGCCACGGGUGUGUUCUCGUGGUGGACAACUACGGGAACAACCACCCCCCCUCCGCAAAGGACACACAUACAGUGAGACACCUCGUCUCAUCGACCCGCGUGGAGGACCUCACGGCGUACCUCCGAGACGUACCAUCUCAAUUGCCUACAGAGGCCCGCACGAUGCCUCUACAGGGGAUCAUCGUGGACAACCUGUCGCUGUGCCGUCGGUCUAGGGGUCCCGGGGCGGACGCACAAUUACUGGAGACUCUGCGGAAAUUGCAACGACGGUACGGUUGCUGGGUCGUCACUGUAUCGUACGGGAUCGGGUUUGCUACCGCGGGCGGACAGCAACUCGCACAGACGGCGUACCCUACUUCACUCCCCUUGCAAUACUUGAACGAGUGCGACACGGUGCUGUACACUGAGACGCGAUCGCAGUGCAGACAGUUGAAGUGA
Molecule: messenger RNA, 633 nt
Organism: Huiozyma naganishii CBS 8797
Lineage: Eukaryota; Fungi; Ascomycota; Saccharomycetes; Saccharomycetales; Saccharomycetaceae
Gene: PSY3
Product: Psy3p
Exons: 1
Coding region: 1-633 (210 amino acids)
Biological process (GO): recombinational repair
Cellular component (GO): Shu complex; nucleus
Source: RefSeq, a predicted model, not a curated record